Fusarium keratoplasticum is the source of this 1842-nucleotide messenger RNA. Its product is annotated as Carboxypeptidase. Gene Ontology annotation, molecular function: serine-type carboxypeptidase activity. Gene Ontology annotation, biological process: proteolysis; apoptotic process. The transcript is spliced from 3 exons. NCBI's taxonomy places the organism in Eukaryota, Fungi, Ascomycota, Sordariomycetes, Hypocreales, Nectriaceae. Gene Ontology annotation, cellular component: trans-Golgi network. The coding region runs from base 1 to 1842 and encodes 613 amino acids. The record is from RefSeq and is a predicted model, not a curated record.
AUGGCCUUCCUAUCGAUACCCUCUCCGAGGCGAUGGGUCGCCCUCCUUUCUCUCUCCCUCGGGCCAAUCCUGGGCGCAGCAGACGCAACACCGAAUUCAGCGGCAGAUUAUUAUGUUCGCGACCUGCCUGGGCUCCCUGCGAAUGGCCCUAAUAUCAAGAUGCAUGCUGGUCAUAUCGAAGUUACCCCCGAGAGCCACGGAAAUCUGUUCUUCUGGCACUUUGAAAACCAGCACAUCGCCGACAAGCAACGAACCGUCAUCUGGAUCAACGGCGGACCAGGAUGCAGCUCCGAAGAUGGCGCCAUGAUGGAGAUUGGCCCCUAUCGGCUCAAGGACAAGGAGAACCUCUACUACAACAAUGGCUCCUGGGGCGAGUUUGCCAACCUCCUGUUCGUCGAUAACCCUGUGGGCACUGGAUUUAGUUUGGUCGACACCAAUGCCUACGUGAAAGAACUUGACGAGAUGGCCGAUCAGUUUAUCCAAUUCCUCGAGAAGUGGUUCGCCCUCUUCCCCCAGUAUGAUCGCGAUGAUAUCUACAUCGCUGGCGAGUCCUAUGCUGGACAGCACAUCCCCUAUAUCGCUAAAGCCAUCCUCGCCCGCAACAAGAAGAAUCCCAGCAAAGCCUGGAACCUCCAGGGAUUGUUGAUUGGAAAUGGCUGGAUCUCCCCCGUGGACCAAUAUCCCGCCUAUAUCUCAUUCGCUCACGAAAAGGGGAUCAUCGAGAAGGGCUCCGAUAACGACAAGAAGCUGCAAUCUGCCCUGCGAGGCUGCGAAAGAGUCAUUGCUUCCAGCCCUGGUCGCGUCGACUAUGGUGAAUGCGAGGAAAUCUUGAAGAACAUCCUUGAGUUAACCCGAGAUGGCAACAAGUGCAUCAACAUGUACGACGUGCGGCUCAAGGACACCUACCCCAGCUGUGGAAUGAACUGGCCCCCGGAUCUGGAGUAUCUGACUCCUUAUCUCGGAAGAAAGGACGUCGUCGACGCUCUGCAUGUCUCCGCGAUGAAGUCUACCGGGUGGACAGAGUGUAAUGGAGCUGUGGGCGGUGCCUUUACUGCCAGGAAGUCGAAGCCCGCUGUUGAACUUCUGCCAGAUAUUCUCAAGGAGGUCCCAGUCCUCCUUUUCUCUGGAGCCGAAGACUUUAUCUGCAAUCAUCUUGGCACUGAGGAACUUAUCAGCAAGCUGGAAUGGAACGGUGGCAAGGGUUUUGAGGUUACCCCUGGAAACUGGGCUCCUCGUCGGGACUGGACCUUUGAGGGUGAGACUGCCGGUUUCUGGCAGGAGGCUCGAAACUUGACCUACGUUCUGAUCUACAACUCGUCUCACAUGGUCCCCUUCGACCUUCCCCGCCGUAGCCGGGACAUGCUGGACCGCUUCAUGGGUGUCGACAUUAGCAACAUCGGAGGCGACCCAACCGAUAGCCGCAUUGACGGCGAGAAGGGUCCCGAGACCACUGUGGGUGGCGCCUCCAACAAGACUCAGUCUGCCGCCCAGGACCAUCAGAAGCAAUUGGACGAGGCCAAGUGGGCGGCUUACCAGAAGUCUGGCGAGAUUGUUCUUGUCAUUGUCAUCAUCGUUGUCAUCGCAUGGGGCUAUUUCGUCUGGCGCGAACGUCGCAAGGGAGCCGCGUACCAUGCCCUUGCCAACCACGACAACACCAGUCAUUCAAAUGGCUUCCGGGCCAAGUCACAGCCAGGUGAUCUGGAGUCGGCUGCUUUCGACGAGAGCGAGCUGGACGAUCUGCACGGGUCAACGCCGGCCACUGCUACCAGCGCCAGGUUUCCUGUGAACCGUGGUGACACUCAGGAGAAGUUUGUCACUAAGUAUGCUGAGCCUAGUUCAUAA